AUGGCGGCCAAGAUGCAGACGGAGACGCCGUACGUGCCGCUGGAGCUUCUAGCGUCGCAGAUCCUGUCGCGCCUCCCCGUCGGGUCGCUGCUCCGGUUCAGCACCACGGGGUUUUACCGGUGGGAGCCUCGGGGCAAGGACGCCGUGACGCUCCUGCACCGCAUGGCCGACGACCACAUGCUCCGGGAGAUGGAAGCGGCGCAUGACUUGGCGCACUGCGAUGGCUUGGUGCUGCUGCCAUCCGAGGCCACGCUGCGGAUGCUCAACCCGGCCACGCGGCGCAUCCUCAGCAUGGCUUCCGUGGAGCCGCGGCACCAAAGUGCCGCCGUUCGAUCCGUAUACAAGCUCGCUAAGGGAUACCAAUACACCCUCGGGAUGGAGAUCUUUACUGUCGGAACAGACCAGCAAUGGCGGGAUGUAAAGAAGCCCCCACCAUACCCUAUCAAGCCUGCGCGAACGGCCACCUUCUGCAAAGGAUCCCUGUACUGGACCGUCGAGAAGAUGCUUCUCGGCGAUAAAACACACAUGCCGGGUUUCGUCCGCCUAAACCUGCAGGAUGAGUCGUUCAGUCUUGUCCCGGCGCCACCUUGGUUCAGCUCGCUAAUAAAGGGCUCUGCGGUGCCCCGCUUAGCCGAGCUACGCGGACAGUUAUGCCUUGCGCAUUCUGGGCAUACCAUAAUGUCAAUCGAGAUAUGGAUGUGUUGCUGUUUGGAUGAUAGCACGCCGCAUUGGCAUCGGCGCUUUGUCAUCCCUAUUUUCAGCCUACAUGUUUCUCCGAAAGCCAUAUUUGAUGAGGAGAUAGUGUGCCAGCUCGGAACUGCCAGUUUGUUGCGCUACAAUUUUCGAACCGGGGCAUACUUCGUGAUGGAUAUGGGUAAGAUGCACGACCCGAGACAUGGAAACCGCGACAACAGCUACGUCGCAGGCACGAUUUUUGAGAACACUCCUUCCGCCGUCGAUGCAUUCGAUGUGAUACCCUAUGUUCCAAGCCUGGUUCAUGUCUAG
This is a messenger RNA of Lolium perenne, 1005 nucleotides long. RefSeq lists its product as uncharacterized. The record is from RefSeq and is a predicted model, not a curated record. NCBI's taxonomy places the organism in Eukaryota, Viridiplantae, Streptophyta, Magnoliopsida, Poales, Poaceae.